Knipowitschia caucasica is the source of this 1425-nucleotide messenger RNA. Lineage: Eukaryota; Metazoa; Chordata; Actinopteri; Gobiiformes; Gobiidae. The record is from the annotation of a GenBank genome assembly.
AUGGCAGGACCGGCACCGCAAGAACACAUGAAGACCCAACAAAAAUGUAUUGCCAUUUUCGCCUUGGUCUGCUGCUUUGCCAUUCUGUUGGCUUUGUUCUUCUCGUCCGUGGACAUUUGGGGAGAUAGUGAAGACGGGAUCACAGAGGAAAACUGCAGCAAGAACUGCAGCAUUGUUCUUGUGGAGAAUAUUCCCGAAGACCUCUUCCCCACCGAUGCCAAGAGGGGCGUACCUCUGUCUGCAGGCUUCCACACACUGUUGGAUCUGGCAAAAUACUCAGUUGAGGUGGUGUCGCCUGUCUGGACCCUCACUUCAUGGGACACGGAACCCACACCAGGUUCUGCAAAACAGGGUCAGCUUUUGUUCCAGAGACUAAUCGGACUAAAAUCUCGAGGGGUUAAAUUGAAAAUUGCCAGCAGCCUGACGGAUUCACAUGAGCUCAAGACCUUGGCAGUACACGGUGCUGAGGUGACUUUUGUCAAUAUGUCAGUCUUCACCAAAGGGGGCCUGCAUUCUUCGUUUUGGAUAGUGGAUCGUGAGCACCUGUAUAUUGGAAGUGGUGAGAUGGACUGGAGGUCAUUUUCUAAAAGGAAAGAGCUGGGCCUGAUGCUCUAUAACUGCAGCUGUCUGGCACUAGACCUACACAGAGUCUUCUCCUUUUACUGGCAGCUCCAUGAGCGGGACUACAUCCCCACCAUCUGGUCCAGACGAGUCUCAGCCCUCUAUAAAAGACACGAGCCACUGGAGCUACAAGUCAAUGAAACUGAAGCCACAACUUAUGUUUCUACCUCUCCUGAACUCUUCUGCUCUAAAGAUCGAACCAAAGACAUAGACGCCAUAUAUCAAGUCAUCCACAGUGCCAAAACAUUCAUCCUCAUCUCAGUGACCGAUUACCUCCCUUUGGUGGACAGAAAACUCAGAGGAAGCACGGUUACCAGGUACUGGUCAAUUAUCGAUGAAGUCAUCAGAGAAGCUGUGGUGCUGAGAGGAGUCAAAGUCCGCAUGCUUAUUACGUACUGGAAAGAAACUCAUCCUCUCACCUUUAACUUUGUUUCAUCUCUCAAGUCGCUUUGUUUGCAACUGCACAACUGCUCCCUGGAAGUGAGAUUCUUUAGUCAAAAGGAGAAAAAGGGAGAUUUCCAGGACCCACUCAAUCACAAUAAAUAUGUGCUGACUGAUAAUUCUUUAUACAUGGGUAACCAUGACUUGGUCGGUAGUGACUUUGCCAUCAACGCAGGAGUGGGACUUGUAAUCAUGAUGCAGAAUAAUCUCAAAAACAGAAGAAAGACGAUUCUUGGCCAAGUAACAACUGUGGGAAUUCAGCAGCGGCGGAGGGCGAAGACCCCAGACUGCCCCAGACUGAUGCCUCUGCAGACGGAGGAGGAUGGAGCGGCCGCACUGGACACAGCACUGUUUUCCAUCUAA